Messenger RNA from Mus caroli (Ryukyu mouse), 3069 nucleotides. It is a transcript of the gene Cdadc1, whose product is annotated as cytidine and dCMP deaminase domain containing 1. The record is from RefSeq and is a predicted model, not a curated record. Gene Ontology annotation, cellular component: cytoplasm. NCBI's taxonomy places the organism in Eukaryota, Metazoa, Chordata, Mammalia, Rodentia, Muridae. Gene Ontology annotation, molecular function: zinc ion binding; dCMP deaminase activity.
UCAUCUUUUUGCGCAGAACAAGCGGUUGUUGACAGGCCGCAGAGGCGGCCGUAGGGGAGCUGCGGGGAUCCUAUCAUGCCUGACCGGGCGAGCUGUCCUGGGCCGAGGCCUUUGGGCUGGAUCAGAUGCAGAGUUUGGAGGGCUCCGGGGCCGAGAGGUCAAAUACCAAGGCUUUCUAAAGUGAACCUUUUCACUCUGCUCAGUCUCUGGAUGGAGCUCUUCCCAGGAGUGGAAGCUCAAGGGCAAAAAUCUCAGAAAACUGAAGAGGAAAGCCGUGGUCCCUUAGGAGAUAAUGAAGAGUUUACCAGAGUGUCUACUGAAAAAAAACAGGUGAAGAAAACUGGUCUUGUGGUGGUGAAAAACAUGAAGAUCAUUGGUCUUCACUGCUCCAGUGAAGACUUACAUACUGGGCAAAUUGCUCUUAUUAAGCAUGGGUCCAGGCUGAAAAACUGUGAUCUUUAUUUUUCAAGGAAACCAUGUUCUGCUUGUUUGAAAAUGAUAGUGAAUGCUGGAGUUAACCGAAUUUCUUACUGGCCUUCUGACCCAGAGAUAAGUUUGCUCACUGAGGCUUCUAGUUCUGAAGAUGCAAAGCUAGAUGCCAAAGCCGCAGAAAGAUUAAAGUCAAACAGCCGGGCCCACGUGUGUGUCUUACUGCAGCCGUUGGUGUGCUACAUGGUGCAGUUUGUGGAGGAAACCUCUUACAAAUGUGACUUUAUUCAGAAAACUGCAAAAGCGUUGCCGGGUGCUGACACUGAUUUUUAUUCUGAAUGUAAACAAGAAAGAAUAAAAGAGUAUGAAAUGUUAUUUUUGGUUUCAAAUGAAGAAAUGCAUAAGCAGAUACUGAUGACUAUAGGUCUGGAGAACCUGUGUGAAAACCCCUAUUUUAGCAAUCUAAGGCAAAACAUGAAAGACCUGAUUCUACUUUUGGCCACAGUAGCUUCUAGUGUGCCCAACUUGAAACACUUCGGAUUCUACUGUAGCAGCCCAGAACAGAUUAAUGAAAUUCACAAUCAGAGUUUGCCACAGGAAGUUGCAAGGCAUUGCAUGGUGCAGGCCAGGUUAUUGGCAUAUCGAACUGAGGAUCAUAAAACAGGAGUUGGAGCUGUCAUUUGGGCAGAAGCGAAAUCUAGAAGCUGCGAUGGGACUGGAGCCAUGUACUUCAUAGGAUGCGGGUACAAUGCGUUUCCCGUGGGCUCUGAGUAUGCUGACUUCCCGCACAUGGAUGACAAGCAUAAGGACAGAGAAAUACGGAAGUUCAGAUACAUCAUACAUGCGGAGCAGAACGCUUUGACAUUUAGAUGUCAAGAUAUAAAACCAGAAGAACGCAGCAUGAUUUUUGUGACAAAAUGCCCUUGUGAUGAAUGUGUGCCUUUAAUUAAAGGUGCAGGCAUAAAGCAGAUCUAUGCUGGUGAUGUAGAUGUUGGAAAAAAGAAAGCAGACAUCUCUUACAUGAAGUUUGGGGAGCUUGAGGGUGUUCGCAAAUUCACAUGGCAGUUGAAUCCGUCUGAAGCUUAUAGUCUUGACCCAAAUGAGCCUGAAAGGAGAGAAAGAUCAGCCACAACCGCUUGUCUUUGACACACUUUGGGGCCCUUUCCAUGAAACACUGGCUCUUAGGAUCCCUGGUACUGGAGGUGAGUGACUGGAUAAAGGCACUUGCCACCAAGCCUGACAACCUGAGCUCAAUCCCCAGAACCCACCGGAAGGAAGGACGGAUGAACGGAUGGAAGGACGGACGGACACAGAGGCAGGGGAAGAAUUUAUCAAGAGAUUCUUGGUACCAGCAGUACCAACCACAUGCACUGAGUUGAGUGAAUUGUUUUACAAGAGGAAAAGACAAUGCACUUGGUCUAACCUGGGGUCUGGGUGACUCAGGGCUGGUGACAGGGGAGGUGGAAUGGACCAGGGGUUUGCAGUUUUCUGGUUUCUCUGUGGCCCAGCAGAUCCCUUGUUGAGCGCCUGGCUACUGUUGAAGCAGGUGUAGUCCUGGCUUGAGUCAGGAAGACCAUAAAGGGGACACUGCAUGGUGGCUCUCUUCUGCCCCAUCACCCCUGGAACUCUAUCUGCUGCAGGUAUCAUGACAUUUAUUUACUGAAAUUCAAGCACCCAAGUGCUGGGCCCCUAUGGUGAGUGCCCAGCUUGACAAGUAAUGGAGUCUAAUCGAAAAAGAGAGAAAAAACAAAACAAAACAGAAAUCUUGAUGAACUAAAUGGAGUUGGGAAAGUGUGAUUUGCUUAUUGCAGACUGAACUGAAAGCAGCCUUGAUUUUCCAAGGAGGCCAGUAUGCAUUCCCUCCAACACGUCUGUGCAGAGCUCUGUCAUGCAAACUGCCCUCUGAAUCGAGCCCUUGUUGGUGUCCUCCAGCCUCACUGCUGAUUUCCCUUUGCUUUUAUAACACAAGGAAACCAACCUGGACCAUGGUGUUUUAGUGCUUGCCACUGCUGGUAUUUGAGGCUGUGUCAUGGGGACUGUCUGAAGUUCUGGGGCUGAUCCCACGCCCAUCCCAGGAUACAGCUGCAGCAAAUGCAAGACCGACUGUGAAUAUCAGCACGUGUUACCAUGUGGAAUCUUAAUUAUAUAUAAUUUACUGCUUUCAGAGCUGACUUUGAAAGCCACUGACAUAAAAAACUUUUAAGUAUUUGACUCAAAAAAAAAAAAAAAGUUAGAUCCAAAGAUCAUCUCAUGUGACCACGGCUCUAGAGCUCUUCUAGAAUUCCUUAACAUUUGAGGAUAAUGAUUUCCAUCAUAUGAUGUUGAGAGGGGUUUUUGUGAAUCAGGUUUGAUGUGGAGUAGCAAGAACAACUAAAAGAAGCAGUGAUCAGCUGAGCUGCCCAGAGAGGUGUAGACUGGUUCCGAUGCUUGGAAGAGACUUAGAGCUACCUACAAGGCAUUUUCUCCACCCUGUCAAGCUACCUGAGGUUGUACAGUGUACUCCAGGCUUCCAGCUUUCAUUAGCCAUCACCCAUGCCGGGGUGGGCAUUGGUGAGUGAGGCAGAUGUCUUUGAGUCACUUCUGCUCCUAUAAGCAAUGCUUCCCCCAUAUUCCUGUAAACAACCUAAUAAAUUUGUUGAU